UGAUCAUUAUACCAGCCAAUAAAACAGGUGGAGGUGUCCUAACUUUUCACAAAUCGUGGUUCAGUGGCAGCGUGGUCCUCUUAACACAAUUUCGAAGAACUCUCGUCCCAUUACGAGGUGUAUCUGGUCAUUUUCACUUUCUAGCCACCCGAGGAAAGUGUGUCAUGUGCCCAUGAAAAGUUCCAUUAAUAUAUAUAUACGAUGAAGACCACAAUGGCCUUCGCCAGCCUUCGCACGUCGGCGUCCCCCUAUUAUAUUUAUUCGUCCCUCUCUAGUUUUUUCUCUCAUCCUCUGUCCUAAGUGCGCAGGAGAAACCCUAAUUAAUCUCCUCUGAUAUGGCUUCGGAUCCAGUGGUUCAUCGCUUUGAGGAAAUCAUAAGGCACAACCAAACGAAGGAUUGUUGGCUCAUAAUCAAUGGAAAGGUAUAUGAUGUAACACCAUUCAUGGACGACCAUCCUGGAGGGGAUGAGGUCUUGCUUUCCUCAACUGGAAAGGAUGCGACUAAUGAUUUUGAAGAUGUGGGGCACAGCCAAGAUGCUAAAGAGAUGAUGAACAAAUACUACAUAGGGGAGAUCGACCCUUCAACCAUCCCAGCAAAACGUGUCUAUCAGCCAGCAAAGCAGGCAGCUUACAACCCUGAUAAGACUUCUGAGUUUGUGAUUAAGAUACUACAGUUCCUGGUGCCUCUCUUGAUCUUGGGGCUGGCUGUUACCAUCAGAUACUAUACCAAAACAGAAUAAGGAUGUUCGGGCUCCCAUUUCUAUUGAAUUUUCGUGAUCCAUGUAGUUUGUGAGGACUGAACUGUAUAAGUGGAUUUUCCUUCUGAUAUGAGUAAGUAUGAUGGCUAAUUCAUAAUCACCAGAUUGUGGGAACAGCUGUUAGAACAUAGAAUCGUGAUUCAGACUCUUCAAUGUUCUAUUAAGGUAAUGGAUUCGCGCUCUCUCUUCAUUCA
This is a messenger RNA of Amborella trichopoda, 952 nucleotides long. RefSeq names its product cytochrome b5. Gene Ontology annotation, cellular component: intracellular membrane-bounded organelle; membrane. Gene Ontology annotation, molecular function: heme binding. NCBI's taxonomy places the organism in Eukaryota, Viridiplantae, Streptophyta, Magnoliopsida, Amborellales, Amborellaceae. The record is from RefSeq and is a predicted model, not a curated record.